UAAAUCCGUUAGCAAAGGAUCGUUAUUUGGAGUUUUCUGAAAUCCACCACCAUGAAGCGGCUGUUGUUCCUACUGCUUUGUGUUCUCAUAGUUAAAUCCCACGGCAGCUUAGGAUAUAACGGGGAGGAGGAAGAAAGAUCAUUAAAGCCUAAUGUGGAUGCUCGGGGUCAUCGUCCAUUGGAUAGGACACGGGAAUACGGUCUACCUUCAAGAUCAGUUUCUCCCCCCAUCAGUGAAGGUGGCUACAGGGCUCGCCCAGUAACAAACACUCCUGCUGGCCAAAAGAAAGUGGAGAGAAUCCCCCCGGAUGCUGGAGGCUGCAGGCAUGCUGACCCUGAUCUAGGAGUGCUCUGUCCUACUGGCUGUGUGUUGCAAGAUAAUUUAGUAAAACAAGAAAGAACUGUCAGAAGUGCCGUUCAAGACUUAAGCAACAGCAUUGAGCCACUUUCCGAAGCCUCUUCUACUUCCUUUAAUUACAUGAGAAUCCUAAAAGAUGCGUGGAAUAAGAGGGAGAAGCAAGUAAAAGACAAUGAAAAUAUUAUAAAUGAGUUCUCAGAUGCGGUGGAACAUCAUCAGAGUUACAUCAAGGAGGUUGUAGAAAAUGGCUUCCCAACUAAUAUCCAAGUGCUCCGUACAGUUCUGGAACACUUAAGGAACAAAAUACAGAAGUUGGAAAGUGUAGUGACAUUUCAGACAGAUUACUGCUUCAAACCGUGCACCGUCAGCUGCAAUAUUCCAGUGGUUUCCGGCAAAGAAUGUGAAGAUAUCAUCAGGAACGGAGGGGACACAUCUGAAAUGUAUCUCAUCCAACCUGAUAGCACAGGCAAACCAUAUAAAGUUUACUGUGAUAUGACCACAGAAAAUGGAGGAUGGACAGUUAUUCAGAACCGUCAAGACGGUAGUGUUGAUUUUGGUAGGAAGUGGGAUGCAUAUAAAAAAGGAUUUGGAAAUGUUGCUACCAAUGAAAAAGAUAAAAAAUAUUGUGGUGUACCAGGGGAAUAUUGGCUUGGAAAUGAUAAAAUCAAUCAGUUUACCAAAAUGGGACCCACUGAACUUUUGAUUGAAAUGGAAGACUGGAGUGGUGCUAAGGUUAAAGCACAUUAUGGAGGAUUCACAGUUCAGAAUGAGCUCAACAAAUACCAAGUCUCACUUAGUAAAUACAAAGGAACUGCUGGCAACGCUCUCAUAGAAGGAGCAUCUCAGCUAGUUGGAGAGAACAGGACUAUGACUAUUCACAAUGGCAUGUACUUCAGCACAUAUGACAAAGACAAUGAUGGAUGGUUGCAUGCAGAUCCAAGAAAACAGUGCUCUAAGGAAGACGGGGGCGGAUGGUGGUACAACAGAUGUCACGCAGCCAAUCCAAAUGGCAGAUACUACUGGGGUGGGGCAUAUAGCCGGGAUAUGGCAAAACACGGUACUGAUGAUGGAGUAGUAUGGAUGAAUUGGAAGGGUUCAUGGUAUUCAAUGAAAAAGAUAAGCAUGAAAAUUAGACCAUACUUUCCACAGUAAUGCUUACGAAAAUUACGACCUAAUAAGCAACUGCAGAUAUUUUUCUCUUCUUACAUAGACACCUCCUUUUUGUAUGUGAUGUUUUUUGGAUUUGCCUUAACACAUAAGAACCAAAGUCUGUGUGGGCAACAUGAAUCAGAAAAAUUAUACAGGAAAUAAGGUGACAAAACAGCCUGUAAUUUUCUCCAGUGCUUUCAUCGUAUUACUCACCAAGAAGGUGCUGAAAAGUCUGGUAUGAGUUCAGAAUAAAUGGUUACAAUAUCUGUUCCAGCAAAAUAAAAAGCAAACUUUGAAUUUG
Messenger RNA from Tachyglossus aculeatus (Australian echidna), 1807 nucleotides. It is a transcript of the gene FGB, whose product is annotated as fibrinogen beta chain. The coding region runs from base 52 to 1509 and encodes 485 amino acids. The record is from RefSeq and is a predicted model, not a curated record. Gene Ontology annotation, biological process: platelet activation; protein polymerization; blood coagulation. The transcript is spliced from 9 exons. Gene Ontology annotation, molecular function: signaling receptor binding. Lineage: Eukaryota; Metazoa; Chordata; Mammalia; Monotremata; Tachyglossidae. Gene Ontology annotation, cellular component: fibrinogen complex.